Messenger RNA from Hirundo rustica (Barn swallow), 2376 nucleotides. RefSeq names its product La ribonucleoprotein 6, translational regulator (gene LARP6). The record is from RefSeq and is a predicted model, not a curated record. Gene Ontology annotation, cellular component: nucleus. Gene Ontology annotation, molecular function: mRNA binding. Lineage: Eukaryota; Metazoa; Chordata; Aves; Passeriformes; Hirundinidae. Bases 1 to 1464 code for a protein of 487 amino acids. The transcript has 3 exons. Gene Ontology annotation, biological process: RNA processing.
AUGGCCCAGCCGCAGCCGGCAGAGCCCGGCACCGCGCCCGCCGGGCCGGAGCUGCCGGCGGGGAGCGGCCCCGUGCAGAUCCGAGUGGCCGUCCAGGCGGCCGCCGAGGAGGACGAGGAGGACGAGGAAGAGGAGGCGGGCGGCGGAGCGCCGUGCCCCAGCUGCAGCGAGGAGGACUCGGGGCGGUGCGGGCGCUCCAGUGGUGGGGAAAAUGAUGAUGACUCUGACCAGAACUGGAAACCACCAGAAAAUGACCUGAUCCAGAAAUUAAUAGCACAGAUUGAAUACUACUUCUCAGACGAGAACCUUGAGAAAGAUGCCUUCCUUCUGAAGCAUGUGAGAAGAAAUAAGAUGGGCUAUGUCAGUGUUAAACUCCUCACUUCAUUUAAGAAGGUGAAACACCUUACCCGUGACUGGAGAACCACAGCCUAUGCACUGAAGUACUCGAACACUCUGGAACUCAACGAUGAUAACAAAAAGGUUCGAAGAAAUACUCCAGUUCCAGUGUUUCCAAGUGAAAAUGUCCCUACCAGGAUGCUACUGGUAUACGAUAUCCACAUGAUCUCUGAGCUGCAGGCCCUUAACAAAGAAGAAAACGGAUGCAUGCAAGAAAGGAUAAUGGAGCAUCUCCUCAAAGCCUUUGUAAGUUUUGGUGUAAUUUCAUCAGUUCGUAUCCUCAAGCCUGGCAGGGAUCUCCCACCUGAUAUCAGGAGGGUCAGCAAUCGGUACACGCAGCUGGGAACCCAGGAAUGUGCAAUUAUCGAAUUUGAAGAAGUAGAAGCUGCCGUACGUGCUCAUGAUUUCAUGUGUGCUGAAAACAAAGAGACCGGCAUGAAAGUUGUCCUAAUAGGCAUGAAACCACCAAAGAAAAAAGUGCCCAAAGACAAGAGUCGCGAUGAAGAUACCAGCAAGAGCCUUAAGAAGACUCGAUCCCUUAAUAAGAGAGUUGAGGAGCUUCAGUUUGCUGGUGAUGAAUCUUCAGCAAACAGCUCUUCUGACCCAGAGAGCAAUCCUACGUCACCGCUGUCAGGACGCAAACGUACCACAACAAAUACUACAUGUAAUUUGAGCCCCAUCAUCCACCCAACCAACCAUUUGAGUCCCAAUAUGUCACCCAGAUCAAGUCCUCGGAACAGUCCAUCUUCACUAAGAAAAGUAACCAAAAAAUCUCCGCUGGCUGAAGACAGCAAGCUUAACCCAAGCACUAGCCCUGAAAUUCCAAGGAAACACACUGAUUAUUCCUCAGAUAGCAGCAUCACUCCUUCUGGGAGUCCCUGGGUGCAGAGAAGAAAAGCCCAAACCCUGACACAAGAGAAGAGCCCUGUCAGCAGUCCCAUGUUGGUUCGGAAAAUACAAAAUGCGGACGGUCUCCCUGUAGGGGUGCUGCGGCUGCCUAAAGGUCCUGACGGCACCAAAGGAUUCCACAAUGGCUGCGAAAGAAGGAAGGCUAUGAAGGGUGAAUAGACUAUUCUUUAAAAACAGUUUCACAAAUCAGCCAACUGCUGGUGACCGAGCCUGGUGAGAAACUGUCGCUUGAGUGACUCAGUUAAGUCAGUAUUUAAUUUUAAAACCUUUUGUAUUUAUAUAGAGACUUUAUCAUUUGUAUAUUUGUAUAUUUUCUUCACAGAAUAGAUGAGACUGGAAGGCAUCUCUGGAGAUUGCCCAGUCCACCUCCUUUGCUGAAGCUACAAGUCACUGAUAGGUUUGAAUACCUGCAAGGACAGACUCCCCAGCCUGUCUGGGUGAUGUGUUCCCAUGUUCAACCACUCACACAGAACCAGUCUGUGCCCCUUUUCCUGUUACUGGGUAUCGCUGAGAAGUGCCUGGCUCCAUCUUCUUUACUUCUUCUCAUCAGAUAUUUAAAAACCAUGAUGAGAUCCUCCCCAAGAGCCCUCUCCACUCCAAUCUAACCAGUGCCUGCUUUCUAGGCCUCACAGGAGGGACGUGCCAGCCUUUUAAUCAGCUGAAUCACCUAGCUAAUGUAGGGCCCUUAACCUGCAUCCAUUCUCUUUAAUGUAUUACUUUGAAACACCUAAAUAUUUAAGCAGGCAUAUAAAUCAUUGAUGUAAGUACAUUUGCCAAGCUAGGAUCCUGAGGAGCAGUGUGUACUUAUGCUUUAGUGGUUGUAUUAUGAAAAGCUAUGGAAUGUUACCAGUCUCAUCAGAAGGAGCUGAGGUCUUGAAGACUUCCUGUGCUUUCCUCAGAAGGAACCAAGAAACCAAUGCCACAGUGAGCAGCUGCUCUCACGUACAUCACCAAAGCAGUAUUGUUCAACAGGACCAGUGUGCAUUUUCACGAGUAAAGACUCUGAGCACUGGAGACUGCUCUGUAAGUGUUCUCUUGUAUAAGCAGAUGGAAAUAAAAAUAUUAACUCUA